Spodoptera litura is the source of this 1981-nucleotide messenger RNA. Lineage: Eukaryota; Metazoa; Arthropoda; Insecta; Lepidoptera; Noctuidae. The record is from RefSeq and is a predicted model, not a curated record.
UCUUAUCAAUUUCUGAACGUCACGUCGUACUUCAAAAUACUACAAAAAUGGAAAAAUCUCUAUACUUAUUAAUACAAAUUUGUUGAUUUUGAAGCAUCGUAUUAAAAGCUAAUUAUUAAAAUUAAAUAUAUUUUUAUAAAUUUGGAAUUAACUAUGAAAAUAAUUCGGAAAUAUUUCUGCUUUUAUUAAAAAGAAGGUCAACGUGAGCUUGUACGAAAAUGGCGGAAAGUAUGAUGGCGUCUAUUUCUUGUGAAGAGGCAACGACAACUCUAUAUUUAUCUCUUUCUAUCUCAUGGAACUUCUCGUAAAGCACUGGGCACGCGUAGUGAUCAAUAUGUCCACGUGAUCUGUCGUCAGUCGACUCGCGUAAUUGCAAAUGCAAAAUGUACAGGAAAGAAACGUUUGUGUUACAAUGAAAUCAUAAAUAUUUUGUUAUUGUAAGUUGUAGUGUUGUAGUUUUAAAAUGCCUGCGUCUAUUGGUGUCAAUUUACGUGUAACUGGCCACUGCAGCCAAGGCGGGAGAAAGUAUAUGGAAGACUUGUUUUCCGUUGCUUAUCAACAAACUGAAGACGAGAGAGACUUGGAGUAUGCUUUCUUCGGAAUAUAUGAUGGCCAUGGCGGGAGUGAAGCUGCAGCCUUUGCGAAGGAGCAUUUGAUGGACUCUAUCGUGAAGCAGAGGCAGUUCUGGUCGGACAACGAUGAGGAUGUACUGAAAGCAAUCAGAAAUGGUUACAUGUUGACCCACUUGAACAUGUGGAAAGAGUUAGAGAAAUGGCCAAAAACUGUAACAGGGUUACCAAGCACUGCAGGUACUACGGCAAGCAUAGCUUUUAUACGCCGUGGAAAAAUAUAUAUUGGACAUGUUGGGGAUUCAGCGAUUGUCCUUGGUUACCAGAAAGAUGGUUGUGAGGAGUGGGCUGCAAAACCAUUGACAUCAGACCACAAACCAGAAUCCACAACUGAAAUAGAGCGCAUCCAAAGAUGUGGUGGGAAGGUUGUCUCAAAGGCAGGAGUCCCACGAGUUGUGUGGAACAGACCACGACUAGGACACAAGGGUCCUAUCAAGAAGAAUACACCUAUGGAUGAGAUUCCAUUCUUAGCAGUAGCAAGGUCACUUGGUGACUUGUGGAGUUACAAUCCUCAAAAUGAUGAGUUUAUAGUCAGUCCCGACCCUGAUGUCGGUGUUUUGACUAUAGAUCCGUCCAAAUUUCGAUGUCUGAUAUUCGGCACUGAUGGCCUGUGGAAUAUGAUCUCACCAGAGGGCGCCGUCAGUUUAGUUCAGGCGACAGAGCGGCACAAUGAAGCCGCUCUCGUAGGUGGGAACGGAAACCAGCCGAGGGACUGGUUGAACCCUUCCAAGAGUCUAGUGGAUCAUGCUCUGGAGAGAUGGUCCAACACCAGAAUGCGCGCGGACAACACGUCCGUGGUGACGUUGAUGCUGGACCCGCCCGGGCCCCCGCGCGCCACCGUGCUCCGCUCUCGCAGCAGCGCGCAGCGGCCGCAGCAGCCCGCCGCCCCCGCCGCGCCCGCCGCGCGACCGGACCCGCCGCCCGGCGCCGUGCCGCAGAACGGGCUCACCAUCAUGACGCGCUACUCGGACGCGGAGCGCGCCGCGGCCCCGGCCUCCGCCCCCGCCACGCCGACCGCACGCGCGGAUAGUGCACGCGACGAGUCCGAGGUACACUCCACCACCACGGAGCCGCCUCCGCCGUCGGCAUGCGCUGGAGCACCCGCGCCAGCAGCUCCUGCCAGGCCACGAGCGCUACGUUCGCGUAACGAUACUGCAGAGCCCGUACGCUCCGUGCGAGACCAAGGCGCAUGCAAGCGCACGCGGUGCGGAGAUGACGGUGGCGGUGGCGCAAGUAAGACUGCGCGGCUGGCGCCCGAGCGUUGCGCGCGGGCGCUGGGUAAGCGAGCGACGGGCCCGUGGGCGCCGGCACUAGCGCUACGUAACCGCUUGCGCCGACGGUUAGCCAAGUAG